GCUGCUUGGGGCCUUCUGGGUGGCAGCACUUCACAGAGGGAGUCAGAGCGGCAGGCUUGAGCCCUUGGCUGUUGGGGGUGGGUGGACUGACUCACUUGGCCCCCUCCCUGGUGCCGAUGGGGCAGCCCCCACACCCCUGGGCGCUGGCACCCCGUCAGGCCCCAGGGUUUUGGAAAAGGAAGCUGCAGCCCCGCGGCGCCUGACCCGGGCCGGCUGAGGAUGCGCCCUGCGCGCAGGGACCCGCCGGCCCCCGAGCCGGGAGGAGAUGUUUAGGCAGCGACCCCCCAGAGCAGGCUCGCUCCCGCGGCCGCCUGCUGGGGCCACCCUGGCCGCGGGCCCGCCGGGACGCCCCUGCUGGCGGCGCCCCUCCCCGGGCCGUGGCGCGUCCCCCGAGUCUCGCAGUAUUUCCUUCCUGCACCUUUAAGAAGACCGUUGCUCCGUGGUGGGAUGGUGUGUUAAAGCCACACAGAGGAAGUUACGCAGCCCGGAUCAGACCGAGAGAUAAAAGCCCCGAUGGUGAUCGUGAGAGAUGGCAAGAGGAUUUAGCCCCGGCAUUAACUUGGAGCGGAGUGCAGGGGGGCGGUGAAGCGCCCCGCCAUCUGGCCCGCGCCGCGCCGGGGGGGAUGCCCCGGCGCCCCGACGAGCCGCCGCGAAGCCCACCCGGGCCGGGGGCUGCCCGGUGCCCGCGCGCCGGUCCUCUCCGAGCCGCCCAGGGGGCCCAAAAAGUUUGCACUUGUUAGAGGCGACCUCCCGCUCGGCCCGGGGCGGGCGAUGCGGGCGGCGCGGGCGGCCCCCUCCCCCGGCCCGCGUCUCCGGGACGGCUGCGGGCGGCCCCCCCGGCGGCCGGAGGGCUCCCCAGCCCCGAUCUGACGGCCGCGGCGGCGGCGGCCACAGCGGCGAGCGGGAGCGGCGCGCCGAGGAGCAGCGGCUCGCCGCCCUCCGGCCCGCGCCCCCACCCAGCGCCGGCCAGGGCAGGCGGAGCGCCCGCGGGCGGCGGUCCUCGGCCUCCCGGGUCUGCGCUCCGGGAAGCUGCUCCGAGCCGGGGUGUUGUUGCUAAUGAGCCCUCUUCCUCCUCUCUUACAAUGAAAGACAAGCCAGCCCCCGGGCACCUGGAUGGAUUGAGAGCCGAAGUGUCAGAAACUUCAUAAUAAGUUGCCGAUGGCUACCAGCCAAGGUCAGCUGGCCCCCAUUAGUGCCUGUCCCCACAAAGCAGAGCCAAAUAAGCUUCUCCCCAGUUAAGAACCUCAGUCGCUUUUUUACGUGGCAGUCCAGCCACACAAUUGUUGUCACUUUAAGCCCAUGUGAAAAGAAAUCUCUUUUAUGGGUCUGAGAUGCCAGUCCAGUCCCACAGAGGGAACACGGUUCCAGCUAACACGUACACCUCCUGAUUUUAUUUUAUCUUUACAACGCAGGCUGGAGGGUUGUUUUGCAGUUCUGUUGAGCACAUCACACAUUUAAGGGCCCUUUAAAGACCUGGAUUGAUUGGAAGGACAAAAAUUAAAAGCAAUCUGAUCCGGCCUCAUGCCAGAUCCCUGAGGAUUUGCUCCCUAUCCCAUUUCCAUCCACUGUCACAAUUCGAGAGCCUGCCUGAUUUGAUCAGAUUCACCUCGGGGAGAGGUGUAAUGCCAAGGUUAGGAGGACGCGAAGUUACGGGCAACUUUUUGAUCUGCCCAUCAGCAGUCUGAGAAACGCUGGCUCUGAGUUUUCUGAAUCGGCCUUUGGGAAGAAACAAGUUCCUCGCUCUUCACAAGCCGGCACUGCUCCGGUCCCUGGGACAUCCAGCCACCGGUGCCUGGUAGAUGUGGCACUUCCAUGCUGAGGCCGAGAGUCCCGCCUGACCCAGUCGCUGCCUCUCCAGGGCCUGUCUGGGCCACGCCCCUGCGGACUGCGCAGCCAUGCUGCCCCUGCUCGCACUUUUCCUGCACUGCCUCCCACUGGCCUCGGGGGACUACGACAUCUGCAAAUCCUGGGUGACCACGGACGAGGGCCCCACCUGGGAGUUCUAUGCCUGCCAGCCCAAGGUGAUGCGGCUGAAGGACUACGUCAAAGUGAAGGUGGAGCCCUCUGGCAUCACGUGCGGGGACCCCCCUGAGAGGUUCUGCUCCCACGAGAACCCUUACCUGUGCAGCAACGAGUGUGACGCCUCCAACCCGGACCUCGCCCACCCGCCCCGGCUCAUGUUCGACAGGGAGGAUGAGGGCCUGGCCACGUACUGGCAGAGCGUCACGUGGAGCCGCUACCCCAGCCCGCUGGAAGCCAACAUCACCCUCUCGUGGAACAAGAGCGUGGAGCUGACGGACGACGUGGUGGUGACCUUCGAGUACGGCCGGCCCACGGUCAUGGUCCUGGAGAAGUCCCUGGACAACGGGCGCACGUGGCAGCCCUACCAGUUCUACGCCGAGGACUGCAUGGAGGCCUUCGGCAUGGUGGCGCGCCGCGCCCGCGACCUGUCGUCCUCGGGCGCCCACCGCGUGCUGUGCACCGAGGAGUACUCGCGCUGGGCCGGCUCCAAGAAGGAGAAGCACGUGCGCUUCGAGGUGCGGGACCGCCUGGCCAUCUUCGCCGGCCCCGACCUGCGCAACAUGGGCAACCUCUACACGCGGCUGGAGAGCGCCAAGGGCCUCAAGGAGUUCUUCACCCUCACGGACCUGCGCAUGCGGCUGCUGCGCCCCGCGCUGGGGGGCACCUACGUGCAGCGGGAGAACCUCUACAAGUACUUCUAUGCCAUCUCCAACAUCGAGGUCAUUGGCAGGUGCAAGUGCAACCUUCACGCCAACCUGUGCUCCGUGCGGGAGGGCAGCCUGCAGUGCGAGUGUGAACACAACACCACCGGCCCCGACUGCGGCAAGUGCAAGAGGAACUUCCGCACCCGGUCCUGGCGCGCCGGCUCCUACCUGCCGCUGCCCCACGGCUCUCCCAACGCGUGUGCUGCCGCAGGCUCUGCUGUUGGCAGCGUCGGCAGGCCCCGGAAAGACCCUGUCCCCAGAGCCCCUGUGGCCACUGUGGCCCUGAGAGGGGACCCCAGCACUCCCGCCCUCUCCACUUCCACCGGGCGGGCCUCGAUGUCCCCCAGCACCCCACAGCCCACAGAGCGGAUCAGGCCAUCUGCCGCUGCCCCCCUUGGGGAGAGCUCCCCCUGGCCCCAGACGCCCUCCAGUGCAGAAGCUGUGGGCACCUCCGCCGCUGCCCCUGCCCCGGCCUCCAAACCUUUCCAGCUCAAGCCCAAAUCAGCUCAAGUGGUGCCCAUUGAAGAGUUCCAAGACUGUGAGUGCUAUGGCCACUCCAACCGCUGCAGCUACAUCGACUUCCUAAACGUGGUGACCUGUGUCAGCUGCAAACACAACACGCGAGGCCAGCACUGCCAGCACUGCCGUCUGGGCUACUACCGCAAUGGCUCUGCCGAGCUGGACGACGAGAACGUGUGCAUCGAGUGUAACUGCAACCAGAUCGGCUCCGUGCACGACCGGUGCAACGAGACCGGCUUCUGCGAGUGCCGCGAGGGCGCAGCGGGCCCCAAGUGCGACGACUGCCUCCCCACGCACUAUUGGCGCCAGGGCUGCUACCCCAACGUGUGCGACGACGACCAGCUGCUCUGCCAGAACGGCGGCACGUGCGUGCAGAACCAGCGCUGCGCCUGCCCCAGCGGCUACACCGGCGUGCGCUGCGAGCAGCCCCGCUGCGACCCCGCCGCGGACGACGGCGGCCUGGACUGCGACCGCGCGCCCGGGGCCGCCCCGCGCCCCGCCACCCUGCUCGGCUGCCUGCUGCUGCUGGGGCUGGCCGCCCGCCUGGGCUGCUGAGCCCGGCCCGGACGACCCCGCGCCCGGGGAGCCGGGGGCGGGGGGGGGGGAGCUCGGGGCUUGCGGGGGGGGAGCCCCGGCGUCCGAGGCCGGGCGGCGAGAAGGGUGCGGCCCGAGCUGCUCCCAGGUGCUACUCAGCAGAGUCCUCCCGCCCGCCCGCGCCGCGCCCCGCGCCCCGCGGCCCCCGCCCCGCCCCGGCCGUGCCCGCCGCCGCAGGGGGCGCGGUGGGGCGCCGGCCCCGCAGCCUGUGAUUUGGGUCUUAGUUUUUUCUUUUCUACUACCCGCCGCCCCCCACCCUUUUUUUUUU
This is a messenger RNA of Mustela erminea (ermine), 4107 nucleotides long. RefSeq names its product netrin G2 (gene NTNG2). The record is from RefSeq and is a predicted model, not a curated record. The coding region runs from base 1896 to 3800 and encodes 634 amino acids. Lineage: Eukaryota; Metazoa; Chordata; Mammalia; Carnivora; Mustelidae. The transcript has 11 exons.